Zophobas morio is the source of this 617-nucleotide messenger RNA. Its product is annotated as DNA polymerase epsilon subunit 3-like. Gene Ontology annotation, cellular component: CHRAC; epsilon DNA polymerase complex. Gene Ontology annotation, molecular function: chromatin DNA binding; protein heterodimerization activity. Gene Ontology annotation, biological process: heterochromatin formation; leading strand elongation; DNA damage response. The coding region runs from base 117 to 617 and encodes 166 amino acids. The record is from RefSeq and is a predicted model, not a curated record. The transcript has 5 exons. Lineage: Eukaryota; Metazoa; Arthropoda; Insecta; Coleoptera; Tenebrionidae.
AACAAAUACGGGUUUAAUGCAACAUCAUUAGCUUUCUUGGGAGAGCAGGUAUCCAAAUAUAUAUUUUUAAAAUUAAGCCUCGUCUAUUUGGUUGAAUUUUUUUGAAAUUUUAAAACAUGUUUGAGGAUAAGGAUCUACCUGCUGCGGCAAUAAACAGGAUUGCUAAGCAAGCUGUCCCAUCGCAUAUAAAUAUCGCCAAAGAAGCAAAGGCUGCGCUUUUAAAGGCGUCCACCCACUACAUACUCUAUGCUACCUCCAUAGCCGCAGAGAUUGCCUUUGAAAGAAAAAGAAAAACGGUUUCUGCUGAGGACGUGCUUCAAGCUUUGAAAAGAAUGGAAUUUGAUGAUUUUAACGAAGUCCUUGAGGAAAGCUUGAAACUGUAUCGGGAAUCUCAAACAAGCAAAAAGAAGGUCAAAGUUGACGCAUCUAUUUUAAGUAGAGAAGGGGAUAGUGAAGAAAUUGAAGGCGAGGAAGAUGAGGAGGAAGACUAUGAAAAUAACACCGAUGAAGAAAAGGAGCAAAGAAGUCAGAAUAUAGAUAGUGACGACCGCACAGUGGAGUUUGAGAGGGCCGAAAAAGUUGAAACAAUUGAAAACCUACAAAACAAUUCUUUUUGA